Messenger RNA from Lycium barbarum (goji berry), 2261 nucleotides. RefSeq names its product benzoate carboxyl methyltransferase-like. The record is from RefSeq and is a predicted model, not a curated record. Gene Ontology annotation, biological process: methylation. The coding region runs from base 957 to 2072 and encodes 371 amino acids. The transcript is spliced from 4 exons. NCBI's taxonomy places the organism in Eukaryota, Viridiplantae, Streptophyta, Magnoliopsida, Solanales, Solanaceae. Gene Ontology annotation, molecular function: S-adenosylmethionine-dependent methyltransferase activity.
UGAAGGCUAUAUUCGAGGGUACAUUCACGCUUCAAGAGAUAAGUAUCAGUUUUGUGUUUGAUUAAUAUCUUGAUUAUGUGUUGUCUAUAUUGCAUGCAAGUUCGAUCCUGACUAUUUGUUUCCGCUGCGUAUGCCUGUAUUCCAUCAUAAACACCCUUUUCACAGUGUUGAAUGUUAUGAAGAUCAUACAAAGAUUAUGCCAUGAAAAGAGCUGCAAAAUGCCAGAGUUUCAAGCUUUUCUUAAUGAUCUCCCUGAUAACGACUUCAACACUAUUUUCAAAUCGAUUCCAUCGUUCUAUCAGAGUCUCAAAGAUGGAGCAAAUUGUUUCGUAUCAGGCGCUCCAGGUCCCUUUGAUGAGCGGAUAUUUCCUAACAAAAGCUUCUUGUAUGAGUUUUACAUAUGUGUUAGUUUUGUUUAUAGUAUUAUAUUUCCCUGUGCUUCUCAGAAAAUACUUUAAGCAUUGGUAAUCUAUAAAAUCUUAUUGCAUCAUUUGCAUUCUAUAUUUAGUACUACUUUAAUAAAUGGAUAUUCUUCAGAUAGUGCUAUCGUUAAAAUCCAGUUUAAAUAGUUUCAAAAUUCAUGCAUCAUCAAUAAUCAUAAUAAAAACUAAAGGAAAUGAUAAUAGAACGAACACGGGACUUGCAUAAUGAUAAUAAUAAAAUACAAAAAACCAAAAAAAAAAAAAGAUAAUAAUAAAAUACUAAUGUUAUUUGGUGUAGUUUUUUCUCUCUAGCUUUCUUUGCCAGAUAUUUUGGACCGUGUGCUCUUCCCAAAUAAAAACCUCUUCUUUCACAUGGUUAAAAAUGGGAUGCACCCUAUGAAUGAUUGAUAAACGUGUAUUUACAAAAAGAUAUGUAAUAUAUUGUUAUAUAUACUAUGUGAUGUAUCACCUACAAAGACAAACAGAACAUUAGUAAUUUUUUGUCAUUCGGCUAACUUAUUUAUAUCUCAGGCAAUGGGACAGCAAAAAAAUAGGGGUGUGGCAGAAGUAAUGGCAAGGGGAAAACUUCUACAUAUGAAAGCAGGAAAUGGAGAAUGCAGUUAUGCCAGCAGCUCCACUCUUCAGAGAAAGGUAAUACUAAAGGCCAAACCUGUUUUAGAGGAUGCCAUCAAGAAGAUGGUCAAUAGUGGUGAGUUUCCCAAGUGUUUUAAUAUGGCAGACUUGGGUUGCUCUUCAGGGCCAAACACCCUUUUCACAGUGUCGAAUGUUAUGAAGAUCAUACAAAGAUUAUGCCAUGAAAAGAGCUGCAAAAUGCCAGAGUUUCAAGCUUUUCUUAAUGAUCUCCCUGAUAAUGACUUCAACACUAUUUUCAAAUCGAUUCCAUCGUUCUAUCAGAGUCUCAAAGGUGGAGCAAAUUGUUUCGUAUCAGGCGUUCCAGGUUCCUUUUAUGAGCGGAUAUUUCCUACUAAAAGCUUGCACUUAGUUCACUCAUCUUACAGUCUUCAUUGGCUCUCUCAGGCUCCAGAAAAGAUCGAGAACAACAACAGCAUAUACAUAACAAGGACAAGUCCUCCUCAAGUAUUUGAAGCCUACUUGAAGCAAUUUGAGAAGGAUUUCUCAAGGUUUCUGCAAUUACUCUCCGAGGAAAUAGUAACUGGUGGACACAUGCUUAUAACAUUUAUGGGAAGGAGCAUUCGUGAUCCCUAUGGACAUCACUGUGCCUAUUUGGAUCUUCUAUCAAAGUCACUCAUUGAAUUAGUACAAGAGGGACUUAUUGAACAGGCAGAACUAGACUCCUUUAAUUGGCCUUCUUAUGCACCAUACAAGGAUGAAGUUGAAACGAUUGUUCAUUUGGAAGGUUCAUUUGAUAUUGAUACCCUAGAGUUUUUCCAAGUGAACUGGGAUGAUCGGGCCAACGACGAUGACAUUUAUUUUGAUGCCUACAGCAGUGGUAAACAUGUAGCAAGAACCAUUAGAGCUGUUGCAGAACAAAUGCUCGUUAGCCAUUUCCAAUUUGGAGAGUCCAUUGUUGACUAUUUGUUUGAGAGAUAUGCCUACCAUGUGGCUUGUCAUUUGUUGGUUCAAAAAGGUAAAUUCUUCAACAUUGUCAUAUCUUUGAGAAAGAAAUGACAAAAGACAAAAGGAUGCUGCAGAUCCAAGUACCACACUAGUGAAUUCUGGCUUAUUAAGCUGUUAAAGUUAUUUAUUUUAUGUUAAUCUCAUGAUUUAUCUGUGCUCAGAUCUUUAGCCUCAUGAUUUAUCUGUACUCGGAUCUCCUAAAUGGAAGAUACAUGCUAUGGAAGUGGUUGUAGUUUACUA